Molecule: messenger RNA, 6762 nt
Organism: Pangasianodon hypophthalmus (striped catfish)
Lineage: Eukaryota; Metazoa; Chordata; Actinopteri; Siluriformes; Pangasiidae
Gene: furina
Product: furin (paired basic amino acid cleaving enzyme) a
Exons: 16
Coding region: 893-3331 (812 amino acids)
Biological process (GO): peptide hormone processing
Cellular component (GO): Golgi membrane; trans-Golgi network
Molecular function (GO): serine-type endopeptidase activity
Source: RefSeq, a predicted model, not a curated record
UGGACCGCCUCUCCGUCCAGCUCUAGUAGACGGAGAUUCUCGUAUUUUUUGUGUGUGUUUUGUGUUUAUUUGUUUGUUUGUUUAUUUUAGCUGUUUAUUUCCUCCUUGGUGACUUGAAUAUGUACGGACAGCAAUGUUAGCGUUUGGUUUAAAAGGUGAGCCCGUGGAAGCGAGCCGUUACUCCAACGCUUCGUCGCCUAACGGAAAAUGGAUCCAAAGAAAGCUAGCUAGCUAUGGCAAAGUUUGUGUGUGGUGCAGGAGAUAGGUGUGUGUGUAGAGUUGUGAAGUAACGUGCCAAAGUCUGAACCUGUCAGAAGAUUUGGACAGCCAGAAUAGCAAGAGCUUUGUGGUCUCUAUUAUUGUUUUCUGUUAAGUCUGAGACGAGACAUUUUUUUUAAAACAACAACAACAACAACAGCACCACACAGCUGUAACGUUUGUAACGGACGCGUUCAGUGUUUGUGACUGACCAGCUGAGCUUCACGUGUGAAACAUGACGCCGUGAGCACAGAGCCUCUCUGGUCUGGGCAGCUUCUCUGAGCUGCUGCUUCAUUUCUAGCUUUUGCGUGGCACACUACUCUUGUUUUGCAAGCUGCUCCGACUGUUUUGAUCCAGGAAAUCCUGAUUACAACCGAGACAGCAGGCUCAUUUUAAUUUAAAGGCAGCGAGUUGCUUAAACUGGACUGAUAACUUACAGGAGCUCUGCCUCUUUAUUAUUAUUUUUAAAUCAGUGGAUCCAAAUAGGAAAAAAUAGUAACACACUUUUCAACACAUCAGGAUCUGAAUGACCAAAUGUUCUCUAAGGUGAUUUGAAAGCUUUGCUGCAUCCACUUCAUGUGCACAUUUUGAGGGACUUGAAGACCUGAGGUUUCUGUGACCUCCACCCUCUCUGAUGGAGCUGUGCCUGGCCUGCUUGCCGCUUGUCACGCUGCUGACCCUCCUGACCUCCGAGGUCACACCGUCCCUUGCCCAAAAGGUUUACACAAACACAUGGGCCGUCCAUAUCCCCGGAGGAGAGGAGGAAGCCAACCGCAUUGCCCGAAAGCACGGUUUCAUUAACCACGGCAAUAUAUUUGGAGAAUACUACCAUUUCCGGCACCGCAGGGUGGUGAAAAGGUCUUUAUCUCAACACAGAGGAACACACAUUCGCCUGCACAGAGAACCCCAGGUAAAAUGGGCAGAGCAGCAAGUGGUGAAACAGAGGAAGAAGAGGGACAUUUACUCCGAGCCAGCUGAUCCCAAGUUUGCACAGCAGUGGUACCUGUACAAUAGCAACCACCAUGACCUCAAUGUGAAGGAAGCCUGGAAGCAGGGUGUUACAGGACAGGGUGUGGUGGUGUCCAUAUUGGAUGACGGAAUCGAGAAGAACCAUCCAGACCUCGAGCGUAAUUAUGAUCCUGAUGCCAGCUAUGAUGUGAAUGAUGGAGAUCCAGACCCUCAGCCUCGAUAUACCCAGCUCAACGAUAACAGACAUGGCACACGAUGUGCUGGAGAGGUAGCUGCUGUUGCCAACAAUGACAUCUGUGGUGUUGGUGUGGCCUACAAUGCCAAGAUUGGAGGUGUGAGGAUGUUGGAUGGAGAGGUGACCGAUGUGGUGGAGGCUCAAUCUCUCAGCCUCAACCCUCAGCAUAUAGACAUCUACAGCGCUAGCUGGGGGCCAGAGGAUGACGGCAAAACAGUGGAUGGCCCUGCCAAGCUCGCAAAGGAGGCUUUUUUACGAGGAGUAACUGAGGGUCGAGGUGGGCUGGGCUCCAUCUUUGUGUGGGCAUCCGGUAACGGUGGCCGGGAAAAAGACAGCUGCAACUGUGACGGCUACACAAACAGCAUCUACACACUCUCAAUCAGCAGUAGCACACAGUACGGCAACGUGCCAUGGUACAGCGAGGCCUGCUCCUCCACCCUUGCCACUACCUACAGCAGUGGAGGACUCAACGAGAAACAGAUUAUCACUACAGACCUGAGACAGAAAUGUACAGACUCCCACACAGGCACCUCAGCUUCAGCUCCUCUGGCUGCAGGCAUCAUAGCCCUCGCCCUGGAAGCCAAUAAAAACCUGACAUGGAGGGACAUGCAGCACCUGGUUGUGAGGACAUCUAACCCAACUCACCUGAUCACUAACGACUGGAAGACCAAUGGGGUUGGACGCAAAGUAAGCCAUUCGUAUGGCUAUGGUCUGCUGGAUGCUGCUGCCAUCGUGGCCCAGGCUAAGAACUGGACCAAUGUAGGCCCUCAGCAGAAGUGCAUCAUCUCCAUGGUGUCUGAGUCCAGGAACAUUGGGAGCCACCUGGUGAUCACCAAGGGUGUAGACGCGUGCUCAGGCAAGCCCAAUUUUGUGAGCUCUCUGGAACAUGUCCAAGCCCAGCUCACACUGUCCUACAACCGUCGUGGAAACCUGGCCAUCUACCUGAUCAGCCCACAGGGCACCCGUUCAACUCUGCUCGCCCCCAGACCCCAUGACUACUCCUCUGAAGGCUUCAACGACUGGGCCUUUAUGAGCACCCACUCAUGGGAUGAAGACCCUCGGGGCGAGUGGACUCUGGAAAUUGAGAAUGUGGCCUCAACCAGUGACUAUGGCACUCUGACUCAGUUCACGCUGGUUCUCUAUGGCACUGCGUCCACAUCCGCUGGCUUGUCCGCACCAGACUCCAUCCAACUCCCUGAAGAUGGCUGUAAAACCUAUGACCUCAGUCAGAUUUGCACAGAGUGCAACCCCGGGUUCUACAUGUACCAGCAGGGUUGUGUACGUGUGUGUCCUGCAGGCUUCACGUCAGUCUCCAACUCUGAGCUUUGGUCCCAGAAUGAGGUGGCUCCUGUCCUGCAUCCGGCCUGCAUGCCCUGCCAUGAGCUCUGCCUUACCUGCAGUGGCACAGGGCCAAAAGACUGCCUCUCAUGCCCACCUCAUAGCCACCUGGACACACUCACUGGCACCUGCCAGCACCAGAACCAGAUUCAGCGUGAAUCACCCGAUGCUGGGUUGUUCCCAUCUCGUGGCAGCGCCUCUUCUAGUAUUCUGAAUCUAGAGAUCUCGUCCAGUCUACCCGCCACUGUGGCAGUGCUCUGCUGUGCCUUUAUCGCAGCCACCUUUGUAGUGGUGUUUGGCCUGCUCCAGUUCCGCUCGUAUAGCCUCACUAAAGUGUGCAGUUCUGAAGCCAGCGUGGGCUCCGUAAUGCGUGCCAGCUUCGGCCUGGGCAUGGCACGCAGUGGCGUCAUUUCCUACAAGGGUAUCCCAAGCGUGUGGAACGAAGACGGGGGCAACUCAGAGUCCGAGAAUGACGAGUUUGACAUCCACAAUGAGAGAACUGCCUUCAUCAAAACACAAAGUGCUCUUUAACCCUUUCCCACACACUUUUGCUAUCUUUCCUCUCCUCAACUAUUUUCUUUCUUUUUCUUUUUGAAAAUAUGGUCUUUCACAGGCUUGUCUCCCCUCUUUUUCUUUGGGUUUGAUCCAGCUGUUUAUUUAUUAUUUCUUUUUUUCCCCCAUAGUGGUGAGCUUGUAAUGUCAGGGCCUCACUGAACACACCUUUUCGUGCUCACCUGGCCUCAGUGCCUCUAAAGGAAAGCCUCCAUGGCUGAUUGGCUGGAAGAUGACACAAAAAAAAUUGAUUGUCCCAGGCUUGCCAGCAGGACUGUCCAAAAACACAAUAAACACAAUGAUUGUCAUUUAGUCUCUUCCUCUUCUUUCCAGUCCCACCACAUGUUGCUGAAUGAGCUCUAAGGAAGAAAUCCUAUUAUUGUGUGUACCAGAAGUGUCCAGGCUGACCAACUAGUCUGAUUCUUAAUCACAGAUGAUUCGUUUAGUGUGAAAGGAAUCAUUGUGAAUCUUAUUCUUAUGCUGGGGGCCUUUUUAAAAGACAGUGCAUAUUUUUUUCAUGUUCUCUUGGGAGUUAUUGAGGCUAGCAUGUUUUCAUUUUCAGUGCAUACACAGAUUCACAAUGCAGACCCCAAGAAUAAUUCUCCUACAGAGAAUUUCAAAUGCUGAGUUCAUUGUUUUUCUUUCUUUCUCUUGAAGGCAGUUUACACUGCUGUAACCUCAUGCUCUCUUUCUGACUCCCUGGAGUUAGUUUUGCAGCACUGCUCUGAGAUGAACUCCAUUUGAGGCCUUGGGAGAAACUCUAGCAGGGCUUCUCAGGAUUGCGCUGACAAACCCUGAGAAGUGAUAAGGCAGUUUAACUUCCUUCCAAUGUUAGUUUCAUUUGUCUUUAUAUUAUAUGUGGACAUGGUAAGUUCUAUUUUGGCAGUAAGAGAGUGACUUUUUGCGAAUGAAACUACAAGGGCUCAAGUGAACACUUCAAUGCAGCUAUUGUGUGAGGCAGGGAAUCGGAGUAGAUUAUUCUAGAUUAAUCUGGUUGGAGAAAUAAUUAAAUCGAGCAUCAGGUUAUUUCAGUUUGUCUUGAAUGAUGUAGUUACUCAAACCCAGUAAUGGUUUGGCCUAAUUCGGUUAUAUUAUCUUAUGGUUUUAUAGAGAUGUUGUGAGCUGGGUUUUAAACUUUUUUUUUUUUUUUUUUCCCUCAAAUAAUAAAAGUAGAGAUUGCCUGUGUGUGUGGAAGACUGUUGGGUCAUGGAUGGAUCUUUGAUAUUCCACACUCGUCUUCAUAUUCUGUAAUUGUAGCAGUAAUAGCAGAUGCCAUUUUUACCAUUUUUAACAUCAGUCUUUUCCAAUGUCUUCUAGUAACAACAGAAAAUCCCCUCCAGGAUUGCUUUUUAAAGGUGUGUUGUUUAAGACUUGGUGGUGUUUCAGUAUGGAUAAGUUAAAAUCCGGCUUCUUCCACAAGUGUGCUGUGGACAAUUGUACCGUAUCAAAUUCAUGGGGCUGCAUUGUUUUUUAAAUAGCCUUCACUUCAGACUCAGACUCUAGCAUAUUAAAUGAUCAUCACAUCAAAAGCAUUAGUAAUUAAUUUCUGUCAGUUUUCUUUUUUGUUUCCCCUUCUGACUGUACGUGUGUUUGACUUUAAUUAUAGAGCUAUUGUUAAGAGCAAUAGGAUGUUUCUCCAAGUCCUUAUCUACUCAGUUAAAUAUCUUUAUUAUUUUUAGUAAGUAUUCUUUUAGGGAAUAUGACCUUCAGUACUUUCAAAUCUUCAUUAACUAAAUCCUGCCUUGGAGAUUUAUAAUUUACUGAAACUUUAAUAUUGUUUACUUGUUCUUUCUUUUAAUUACCUCCAAAAUGUUUUUCUUUGACAUUUUUUUUCUCUCUGUUAGGAGUACACCUUAUUUCCCUUUUCCAAGUUUAUUGUAAAUGACAUAUGUAUAUAUUCACAUUUUCUUUUGUUUUCUUUUAUAUUUAAUUCCCCUUUUUUUCCUUUGCUUUGCAUUAGUCUGUUCUGUCCAGCUUAAUUUAACAAAUAUACACAGUGCAUUAAUUUAUAGGAAUCACAACAUCACAGAGUGCACUAAGAAGGACCAGUAUGCAUCUAAGGAACACUAAUUUUAAUUCAAAAUUUUUAAUGUUAAGGAAAAAAUGGAAAUUUACAUGCAUAUAGAUCUAUCUCUAUAGAAUUACUUCAUGACAUAUUUAAGUGACUAGAAUUUGAUUAAUUACUUCAUGGAAUUUAGUGAAGAACUGAAUCAAAGAUGGAGUUGGUUUUUUUUUGCCAUUCUUAAUAAUGUUAAUUUUAAUUUUAAGCCCUCUGAGAUUAAAGAUUUGAUGGACCUCAUUCUACAUUCACACUAGCAAGUAACAAAACAACAGGGGACCUCAUUUCCUUUAAAGAGCCAUUUCAUGAUAAGUGCAGCAUGGUGACAUGCCUUCAUUUAUGUCAUUGGGUUAUAAAAUGGUGGAAUCCCAGUAAAUUAAUCAGGUUUUCCUACUCUCGUCUUAAUUUUGUAUCUGCAUUUGGUUCCAAUUUUGUUGCACAAAAGCAAUAAUGAUAGCAUUGAACAUUUAAAUACUUUUAAGAUAAAUUUCACAUGGUAUACAUGGUGUAUAUGAAUUGCACAGUUGUCUGUGUGUGUUUUGGCUAAGAUCAUUUGUUAUCAGAACUACAAGCAGUAAUGGUGGCAGUCACUGCACUCCACAAGAUACAGUGACAUCAGCAACUUGUCGCUUGCUAGUGUGAAGUAGUUUGAGUUGUGCCUCCAUGUUCAUUUUCUCUAUUAUUAUCCUAGUAAGUGUUGAAAUGGUGAACUCAGCUGGACGUAACGUCUUCGGCUGUGUUGCUCAAAUAAUGAGAAGGUCCGACGUCAAACUAGCAGCAUGACGUAUUCUUAUGAAGGUCGUCUUAUUAAAACACAAGCAUUAAGCACCUACAGAGUCCUGCAGGAUUAUUGGGCUUUGUGGAAGGCGUGACCAAAGACAGGAACGUGAAACAUGUGCAUGCUACACAGGCGAGUAAAACUGCAGGAUGGACUCGCUUGAUAGAUAGGGAUAAUUUUCAUUCUAGAUUUUAAGAUGGAUGUGAUUUUUGCCAUGUUUUGCAAGGUAUAUCAGAUUCAGUAGUGUCUCUCUCUCUCUCUCUCUCUCUCUCUCUCUCUCUCUGUCUCUCUCUGUCUCUCUCUCACACACACCCACACACACUGAACCUGUUUACCACCAUGCACUUCUUCUGUGCCCAGCUUGAAUUGUCAGUAAGUCCUGUUGUUGAAAGACUUUAGUAUAUAUCUGAGACAGAACAACUACAUUAAUAUAAAAUAGACCUAUUUUUGUGCAUUGUCAUAUUCAUGUAAUUUAAAGAUUUUUGCCUUUUAAAUUUUUUUUCUCCUUUUUAUUUAAUUGAUGUCAAUAUAUGAAUUAUAGAUUUAUGAAAAAUAAAGAUCUAUGCAAAGUUA